UGCUCUCUAGCAAACACUGCACGCCCAGCUGCCGGAGGAGGACGAUCUCUCCGGAAGACACUCUUAAGGUUCCUACUUUCUUAUGAAAGACUUUAAACAUACCUUGUUGAUUCAUGGUGUUGGCUCUACACGUACUUUGUUUUAAGAUGUGGUUGGGAAUUUUGAUUGGCCUGGGCAUCAUCACAAAGGCACACGGGUACUCAAGUGGUUAUUUCCCAGAGGUAUGUCAGUCAAUGUCACCCAGCCAUAGUCCUUUUUCUGAUCAGGAGGAUAAGCUGCCCUUUGAGGUCACUUACGAGCUAGGCAAAAGUGGCGAGCCCAUUACAGUAAUUCUCCAGAGCAAGUCAACUACCCAGUUUGAGGGGUUUAUGUUGGAGGCUCGAGUGACAGGAAUGGUAGAGGAAAGCCCUCCUGUAGGAACGUUUAUCCUGCUUGAUCCAGGUGCGACUCGACUCCUGACGUGCGGUGAUCAAGCAGGCUCAGCUGUGAGUCAAAGAUUUAAUCAUCAAAAGUCUGUGAUUAAAGUUAACUGGACCGCACCAGCAGAAGAGCUAAACAUCACUUUCAGCACCACUGCCAACUACUGCAGCAAGUACUACAAAGCCAACUACUGCAACAAGUAUUAUACAGCCAACUACUGCAAGUGCUACAAAGCCAACUACUGCAACAAGUGCUACAAUGCCAACUACUGCAACAAGUAUUAUACAGUCAACUACUGCAAGUACUACAAAGCCAACUACUGCAACAAGUAUUAUACAGCCAACUACUGCAAGUGCUACAAAGCCAACUACUGCAACAAGUGCUACAAAGCCAACUACUGCAACAAGUGCUACAAAGCCAACUACUGCAACAAGUACUACAAAGCCAACUACUGCAGCAAGUGUUAUAAAACAAACUACAAAGCUCCAGCGAGCAGGUUCUGCGCUGAUGGCUUUCGACAUUCUUCUUGUGGGACUGAAAAUGGCACAAGCUCACAUAGUGACGACCUCCCUUACCAACAGCUUUCGGUCUCGUCGUCUCAUUAUGGUGUCAAAAAUACUGUGCAGUUUGCUUUGUGCUGCAGUUGAAAUAUCGUCCCUGAUGUUGUUUGCUUUGGCACAACCCUUCAACGUCACACUUGUCGCUCUUGUUUGUGUGGUGCUACUGGUUAAUUUCAUAGAGGUGGUGACCGACUCCAUGUCAGUUGGACUCAGUCACAAGCUAAAGGUGGUCUGCAACGUUGUUGUCAAAGUGUGUUCUGUUAUCCACCUGAUUUUUUCAACCGCAAACGUCUUCAUUGGUGUUCUGGAAAUUGUCGACUGCAGAGAGACAAAAAAUCAGAGAACAGAGUCUUGGCUUCUGAAAGUGAUGAUCGCUUACACAGUGUGGAUUUCACUGUUUGUGAUUUGGCUCGUCGUAUUCAGCGUUCAUAGCCAUGCAGUGAUGGGGAGAAACAAAACAGGGAGCUCAAGACAGAAUGAGAGAUGGGAUCAACAGAGAGAAAAGAGGACGCUCAGUGCAGCAGCAAACAUUGCCACCGCCGUCUCAGUCAUCCUCAUCGUUGGAACCAUGUCUUUCACCGCAGCUGUCAUUGGUGGGAUAUUCUCAGGAAAAUAGUCUUGUGCAUGAUGUCAAGUAAAUUGUAUUUAUAGAGCUUAGUAUCACAAAUUGCAUUUUUUCCUCAAGGGGCUUUAAGGACGAAGUUCUGCUGAUACUUUGUUUGCAUAUGAUGCAAAGCUAAUAUUCACAGAUUUUAAGGAAUUAACGUCUAUGCUGUUACAUGUUUUAUUUUUAAGUUACUGAAUCCAAAUAGGAGCUUUUGUAAAUGUAAAUAAAAUUGACAGUGUGUAGUUGUGUUUCCCUGAUUGGUGCCUCAUGAGAUGUAAAUAAUGCGAUUUCAAUUUUAAAACAGGAGUAAUAAUGUUGCCAAAUCUGGAAAUGCUGAUAUUUCUAAUUUAUUACAUCAUACCAGUCAGACUAAACAGACUGGAUAAUGUCCCAGUGUUUAAAGGGCAAUGUGUAGUUUUAGUGAAGAAAUUCAAACUCAGUGUUUUAAUAUUUAUAACAUUAAUAUUUUUUUCUCCCAUAACUGAAUAGAGAGGGAAUCAAGGUCCAGAACACUGUUAGAGUCUGGAAAGGUGGCAGGGUCCGCCACAUAUAAACAGUAAACAGUAACUAAAAUAGUAUGAAAUUGUGUUGUCCUUUAAGGUCAGUUUGUUUAUUCAGUCACAAAAAUGUAAAGAGCAUGAAAGAACAGUCAAUAAAGAUCCUGUUUCUUCUGGUUUACAUUUCUUCCCCA
Messenger RNA from Acanthopagrus latus (yellowfin seabream), 2278 nucleotides. RefSeq names its product zinc finger protein 160-like. The transcript is spliced from 13 exons. The record is from RefSeq and is a predicted model, not a curated record. Gene Ontology annotation, molecular function: oxidoreductase activity, acting on metal ions. Lineage: Eukaryota; Metazoa; Chordata; Actinopteri; Spariformes; Sparidae. Bases 114 to 1067 code for a protein of 317 amino acids.